UUUUCAACCUUGUCUAUGGCACUUGGCACAAGUGCCCGAGUGAAGUUCAGUUUUGACAGUUGUAAUAGUGGUCAUCUUAUAUUUUUUACCUCCUUGCAUUUUGAUACAAAAUAUUUAUUUAUUCGCAAAGUGGUAUUACGUGAACAAGAUGAAAAUAAGGGCCCACGCAAUUCGAGAACGGUGGAAUGCGACCCGCUAGCUCAAACUGAUAUGUCCACAACAAGAAGCGCCGUGAACGCAAUCCGCGCCCGCCGGGGCCACAAGGAGCGCUCCAAGAACUUCACCGAACUGGAGAAGCGGACGGUGCUCGAGCUGAUCGCGCGCCACCGCGACGUGCUGCGGCAGGGCCGGUCCAACAACGCCACCAACCGGAGCAAACAGCUGGUGUGGUCCACAAUAUGCGAGGAGGUAAACAAGCGCUGCGGCGGCGAGCGACCUCGCACUCCUGCGCAGGUCAAAAUGUGGUACGAGAACUAUAAGAAGAAGUGCAAGAUGCGCGCCCACGACUCGCAGCCACCUCAACCCGACGCGCCCGGCUUACUGGACGGCAUGCUCUGGCAGAACAUUCAUCCGUUAGAAGUUAAAGAUGACGAUGAAGCAGCCACUAGUGAGCACGGCGCGCACAGCGUGAAGGACGAUGACCUACCUGUUAAUAUGAGCAACGGCCGACUCUCGAGCACGAACGACAGCGACGACACGCCCCCCAACCCCCUGGAGCCGCACGUCACCAUCAUCCCGCACUCCCCCUCCCCCUCCCCCGCCCCCACCCCCUGCACCAAGCUGCCCCACCACCCCCUCGCACUCCCCCUCCUCAACCCCCUCGCCAUGGAGCAAGCAAGGUUGCAACAGGAUUUCCUCUUAAAGUUGAAUGAAUUAUCGAAUACGCCGCUCAAUUUGAGUCAUUUAGAGGGGAGGAAUGGGGAUGUUAAGGAUAAAGAGGAGAAGGAGGGAAAUGCUACGGAGGAAGAGAGAUUAUACUUCACCGCAAAACGCCAACACGCCAUAUGGGAGCACGAAGCCAAAAUGAAGAUCCUCAACAUGGAACUCAAACAGAAGGAGGAAAUAUUUUCACUGCAAAAGCAGCUCUUUCUCAUAGAGCUAAGGUUGAAAAUGGAUUUUCUCGAAAAGGCCAGUGGUAAAUAAAGGCCUAUGCAUGCUGUCACUUCAAUUUGUUGACAAAAUGUUGAAAUUUAACCCUUUCACCGCCAAAGACGUCUAUAGACGCGCAUGGUUACAGUGUAAUAUUAACCUUGCAUUCCGAUAGCGCGUUGUAUAUAAUAGGCGCUGUAUUCAAUGGGUUAAAAUACUUCCGCAACUGUCUUCUAUACAUGACAAUGAACACGCCUGUCUUCUAUACGUGACAAGGAACAUUGAAAAAUGCACCUUAACGCAUUGUUAUAAAGAAUUUAUUUGCGUGUAGAUAUACGCGGCGGUUUAUAAGUUAUUUUUAAUGAACUUUUAUGCAUUGAGUAUUGAUGAAAAGUCAAACACAAGUGACGGCUUGCAAGGGUUCAAUAUUAUUUGAUAUUUAUGAUCAAUGGCUUCAUAGCUAUUAGACAUAUGCGCCGUCCAUAAAACGAUCAAUUGGCAUCAUAAUGUAUUACAAAUGUUUAACCUUAUUAACCUCGACGCCGUGUCAAACACAAAAGCUGUCGCUCGGACGCCACGUCACCGAAGCGUCAAAACUUUGAACUGAACUUGAAAAAAAAAUUGAAGUUUAUGCAUAUGCAUGUAUGGUCUAUAUUGCUCUGUGGUCUGUGACGGAUUAAUCCGUCUUCGGCGUUGAACUUAUAUAUCUGUCAUUGGCGUCAAAAAGGUUAAGGUAAAAAAUAUACCUAAAUCAUGGGUUAUAAAAUGUAUUUUUUUAGUAUAAAAAAAUAUGGCGAUCGACGCAUAUGUCUACUCGAUACUCAUAUGGCGUAACGCCAUUUUUUUUCUGUUCUUAUAGCAAUGCAAUCUAGUUAUAAAGUGCCAUCUUCUCAUAAGUUUCCCUAUUAAAAGGCAUACAAUGACUGAGGUGAAACUUUUUCUUUAUUCACUUCGGUCAUUUUAAAGUGAUAUUGUCAUAACUUCGUUUUUUAAUGUGCAAUAAUUUUACUAUUGACAGCAAUAAUGUAUAAUUUGUCUGUUAAAGGAAAGUUAGGUAUAUGGGGUGGAAGUAUUCGGUGCGGUUUGCAAAUUUUCAUAGUAUACUUUUUUAAUACUUGCGGCAAGAACCCGAAAGACUUGAUUUGGUUUAUUCGGGAGCUAACCAUUCAAAGUGUUUUAUUUUUUGUUUAGUUAUAUUUUAUUUUUAAAUCUGUCUAUACGCCGUUAUAACAUGUCGUAUAAGUUGUGAUACACAGCUUAUGGUGUCAUAUUGUGCAAGAACUGUUCAAAGUGCAAUAUUAUUCAAAAUGUGUCUUAUGAACUUUUUAAUCUGACUAGACAAAUUCGCACCGAAUGGGUAAAAAAUUGUGAUCAAAAAUAUCGUUAUUAUUUUUUCUAAUAUAUUUUCGCAUAGCGUUUUAUUUUGUAUCGUUUUUACUUUUUAACAUAGACGUAAUAAUGUGCUUAAGCAACCAUUUUUCCGCCAUGUUGAUUUUUAUAGUAUUAUAUUUUAUAUGUUUUGUUUUUUAGGCAGCUUUGAUGAAAUCGUAUAUUAAAAAAGAGAAACUGCCAAAUAAUAUAGCGGAUUUGUUACUUUUUAGUACUUAGAAAUGUUAAGUUUUCAAUAGAUUAUACAGCCCGUCAAUCGAAUUUAAAUAUCGACAGUUAGAAAACAUUUUCGCAACUUAAAAACAGCGGAAACCGUUUUUCAUAAUAUGGACUAUAUUUAAUGACUUAAGUUACACAAGCAAAAUAAUUAUAACCUCAAACAAUUCUUAUGAAAAUAACUACAUACCUAUAACUACCAAAAAGUUUUUACCUGUUGAUGUUUAGAAUGGGUCUUCGUACUUGACAUAACAACGUGAAAAUUAUUAAAAAAUCCAACGUGAAUUAACCUAGUCCGAUAAUAGUUAUGUGAAGUAGUUAUUAUAAGAAAGUAUUUAUUAUGAAUGAGUACUGUAAUUGUUAGGAAAAUUGACUAGUAUUAAUGGUAAUUACGAAAACCGCCAUUUUAUUGACAUCGAAGAUUAGGGCAGUUUUUUCCUAUUUUUGGUUUAUAUUUUGAGUGCCAAGCGUCUGUCACAACACAAGUUGUAAAUAUACCAAAACUAACAAUUUUAUUUUCUACGUAUAUUCGUUUAAUUUUUUAUUUUAUUUGAAAUAUGCUAAAUGCAUAAAAAAUGGUUAAGAAGGAUACUUUGCAGAUCUAUAACAGAAAUAUGUUCGGACGUCAAAUGACGUCUUAGCGUGGCGUGUUUCCAUCAACGUGAUAUGACGUUCGUGGCGCUCAAAAGCUAAGAAAUGCGUUUGAUUUAUAUAUCCAUAGAUAUAGCUAUUCGUAACGCAAUAGUGCGGUUCAAAAUUGUAACUACUUCAAAUAACUAGCACCUGACAGCCCUAUUUUGAUAUUUUACGUUUUAUUUGGGCUGAAAGGAGUCAGAUGUGCCAAUACAUAUAAAAUUGUUGAUAUAUAAGAAAAAGUAGUUAUUACGUAAAUAGGUACUAUGUGGGUCUUUUUGUAGGUAACCAGCGCUUUAAAAGUAUUCAAUAUCUAAUGUCACAUAUGACAAAAGUGUUGUGUGACCCCUAAAGACCUCUUGGCGUUACACAAUAUGUGUAAACGAUUUAUUAUAGAAGAAAAAUACGUAAAAACGUAGAUAAAAAUGUAUUAAGUAAUGUACAGUAUGAUAUUAUUUUUUGUAGUUACUAUUAAAGUUAGAACGAAAUAAAUUUACAGUACAAAAAAGUAAUUUUCAAUAAAAAGAUACCUCAUGUUAACAGUGUAUUGUAACGAUAAAAAUAGUUGAAUAGUUGUAAAAAAUGAAAUUUUAGAUCCAUUUUUGAUGGGGGCGACCUACACCUACCAUUUUUUCAGUUUUAUUUUUAUUUUAACUAUGUUAUGUGUCCAAAAGGGUUGUCAUAUUCAACAUCAUAACAAUAAACUAACAAUUUUAUCCGUCAUCAAGACAAAUUUAUAUUUGCGGUCGGAAGAAUCAUUGCAUGUGUGUUAAAAACGCGCAGAUGUUUUUUUCGUAUCCGCAAAUAUAAAAUUGUCGUGCUCAUUUAAUACCAUAGAUAAUAAACGUUGCUCAAUGUACCCUGGCAACCCUUUAAAUGUAUUAGAACAUUUCAUAGCAAUAAUUUGGCGUCAGUUGAUAUGUGAUGUUUUUAAUUAAGAUCUCAGUACAGUAAAUAUUGUAAAAUGUCGAUAAAAGUUACCAUUAUAUAUUAAACAAAAUAUAAAAUAUAUAUUUCAAUUGUACAAAAACAUUUUUUUUAGUUCGUCUGUCCAAAUACUCUACUUAUGUUAACGAACAAAAUAUAUCCAAAGGAAACAGAGUACCUUAGCUGUCCUCGGUUUCGUUAUAAUUUUUAAUGUCUGAUUUUUUUUAAUGAUUAUGGUGACUUUUGACGACAUAAUCCAUUUCAGUGUUAAUUGCAAGUAUUGAAAUUCUUUUGUAAUAUUCUAGUUGUUUUAAACAAUCUGACAAUUCGAUAUUAUUGAAAUUAAUAAAGAAUUUAUUUUCUGUU
This is a messenger RNA of Cydia pomonella (codling moth), 4620 nucleotides long. RefSeq lists its product as uncharacterized. The record is from RefSeq and is a predicted model, not a curated record. The coding region runs from base 16 to 1143 and encodes 375 amino acids. NCBI's taxonomy places the organism in Eukaryota, Metazoa, Arthropoda, Insecta, Lepidoptera, Tortricidae. The transcript has 7 exons.